AUGGAUAUCGUUUACCAUAAUGGCACCAAUGGCUCAAGCCCCUGGGUUGAAUUCUACCCAUACACACCAUCUGCAACGGCCGGAUAUGCCUUCAUGGCAAUCUUUGGUAUCGCGACAGUCGUCCAUCUCGUUUUGAUGUGUCCUUUCCGUGCUGCAUACUUUAUACCUCUAGUAUUAGGAGGUGUUUGCGAAACAUUUGGCUACUACGGCCGAGCAUGGUCCCACCAAUCCCGAACGGAAAUCAGUUCCUGGGCACUCCAAGAAAUGCUCAUUCUAUGCGCACCACCCCUCCUCGCCGCAACAGUCUACAUGGUCCUCGGUCGAAUGAUACGCGCCUUUGACGCCGAACAUCUCUCCAGCAUGCGCCCGAAGUGGCUCACGUUUGUAUUCGUCAUGAACGACGUGAUCUGUUUUCUCACACAGCUUGGUGGUGCGGGUGUUCAGGUCACUGGAGACGCCCAAAUCAUGGAUAUCGGCAAGAAAGUCGUUCUGGCAGGCUUGAUCUUCUCAUUAUUCGUCUUUGCCCUUUUCGUUGCUAUCGCGGUGACCUUUCACCGAAGACUGCAACAAAACCCUACACCUAUUCUUACUAUGAAUCCGGAUCUUGCGUGGAGGCGGUAUAUGUGGACGCUGUACGUUGCUUGUGUGGCGUUGAUGGUUCGCAAUCUUGUCCGAACGAUUCAAUUUGGGGCUAAUCGGACUGCGGAUGUCAAUACGAAAGAGGUGUAUAUUUACGUCUUUGAUGCUUUUCUUAUGUUUUUGACUAUGCUCGUUUUGAUUAUCUGUCAUCCUGGGCUGCUUAUUAAAAAGGCGCGACGGGCGAAGAAAGUGGUUGAUUUCAAUCAGCCUUUAGCCGGGGAUAGGAGUUCGGGGCAGGUUCCUUUGAUGGAAUAUGAGCCACGACCGAUGGCUUAG
Messenger RNA from Penicillium cataractarum, 915 nucleotides. RefSeq names its product RTA1 domain-containing protein. The record is from RefSeq and is a predicted model, not a curated record. Gene Ontology annotation, cellular component: membrane. Bases 1 to 915 code for a protein of 304 amino acids. NCBI's taxonomy places the organism in Eukaryota, Fungi, Ascomycota, Eurotiomycetes, Eurotiales, Aspergillaceae. The transcript has 2 exons.